Zingiber officinale is the source of this 726-nucleotide messenger RNA. Its product is annotated as skin secretory protein xP2-like. The transcript is spliced from 3 exons. The record is from RefSeq and is a predicted model, not a curated record. Bases 148 to 726 code for a protein of 192 amino acids. NCBI's taxonomy places the organism in Eukaryota, Viridiplantae, Streptophyta, Magnoliopsida, Zingiberales, Zingiberaceae.
GCCAACACUAGAGUUUGAUCGUUUCUGCGAUCAAGAAUUUGCACCUUGGUUCAAAUCAUAUGUAAGUAAUUUUUACCUUGUAUUCUAAUUUACCGUAUUGGUAUAGUAUAUUUUAACUGAAUAACAUAUUCAUUUGAGUUUAGGUUUAUGAUAAUCAAGCUCAUCUCGAACAUCAAAUGUUAUUUCAUCUAUCUUGGGGUCCAAAAGCAAUGGUCAUUAGAGGUGAGACAUUAUCACUGCAGAUUCUCGCUCUCUGACUUUUAUAUUAUGGAUAUUUUUCGACGGGCACGCCAUAGACGACACCAUUCAAGCAUUGGCCAGAUUGAUUCACCAUCUGAUAGGAUGGUACCUACGCCCUCCCCUCAGGCAGGACCUUCUCGUGGGCAGUCGCCAGCAGAACCUUCUCAUGGCCAGUCGCCGGCAGGACCCUCACGUGGACCAUCCCCGGCAGGACCUUCAUGUGGCCAGUCACCGGCAGGACCUUCAUGUGGCCAGUCACCGGCAGGACCUUCACAUGGGCAGUCACCGGCAGGACCUUCAUGUGGCCAGUCACCGGCAGGACCUUCACAUGGGCAGUCACCGGCAGGACCUUCAUGUGGCCAGUCACCGGCAGGACCUUCACAUGGCCAUUCACCUUCCCCACUUGAGUCGCCGAUACCUGCCAGACACUCAACCGUUGAUAUUGCCGACGCUCGACUGCAUAUAGUCCCUCUUGGAGACUCGUAA